This is a messenger RNA of Ipomoea nil (Japanese morning glory), 1930 nucleotides long. RefSeq names its product solanesyl diphosphate synthase 3, chloroplastic/mitochondrial. The record is from RefSeq and is a predicted model, not a curated record. Gene Ontology annotation, cellular component: transferase complex. Gene Ontology annotation, biological process: ubiquinone biosynthetic process; isoprenoid biosynthetic process. Bases 390 to 1676 code for a protein of 428 amino acids. The transcript has 12 exons. Gene Ontology annotation, molecular function: prenyltransferase activity. Lineage: Eukaryota; Viridiplantae; Streptophyta; Magnoliopsida; Solanales; Convolvulaceae.
GAACCAGGUGCAACCCACCCACCGGUUUUAGUUCCAGAUUUGCAGGAGCCUACAACGCGCCAUGCUUCCCUAAAGACCAAGCCACCAAGAUCUGCUUGGCCAUUUCCCUCGCCGCCGCCGCCUUCCCGUACACGCGGCUCAAUUUUUCUUGCGAAAGGGGCAUUUGGUUUGGACGUAAGGUCCAGAAUUGGCUUCGUCAUUCAACUGCAUUUUCUAAACCAAACUCAUCUCCCUGCCGCCCGCCGCUUUAAUCAUCACUAUUAAUCUUCUUCUCCCUUACUUUGACUCAACCGCCGCCCUAAGCCCUCCCUCUCUCGCUCGCACAUAUACGUAUAUUACACAUCUAAGAAGAAGAAUAAGAAGCAAAAGGAGGAGAAGAAGAAGAAGAUAUGUUACUCUCAAGAGAACUAUCUCGGAUUUCCAGAGGCAAUUUCAAUAGAUUUAGAUGGCUAUUAUCCUUGCCCGUUGAGCAGCAGCAGCAUCACCGACAUCACUUGUUUUCCCCUACAAAUUCCUCUAUCUUCCCCGCCCCCUUUGACGCUUCCCAACAGGUUUUGGGUAGGAGAGCAAUUUAUUAUUGGGUGUCUAAUGCUGUGAAGAGUAUCGGUCAGCAGGUUCAUCACCAAAGCAGUGCUGUAGCCGAGGAGCAAUUGGAUCCAUUUUCACUUGUUGCUGAUGAAUUAUCACUUGUGGCAAACAAGCUGAGGGCAAUGGUAAUAGCAGAGGUGCCAAAGCUUGCUUCAGCUUCUGAGUAUUUCUUUAGAAUGGGGGUGGAAGGAAAGAGGCUUCGACCUACGGUUGUGUUGUUGAUGGCAACAGCAUUAAAUGUACCGGUACCAAGAUCACCAUCUGAGGUAGCUGUUGAUUUUUCAUCCAAAGAAGUACGCACAAGACAGCAGUGCAUAGCUGAGAUCACUGAGAUGAUCCAUGUUGCUAGUCUACUUCAUGAUGAUGUAUUGGAUGAUGCUGACACAAGGCGUGGGAUUGGUUCAUUGAACUUUGUAAUGGGAAAUAAGUUAGCUGUAUUGGCUGGAGACUUUCUGCUUUCCAGAGCUUGUGUAGCACUAGCCUCUUUGAAGAACACAGAGGUUGUGUCAUUGCUAGCAACAGUUGUCGAGCACCUUGUUACUGGGGAAACAAUGCAAAUGACAACUAGUUCUGAUCAACGUUGUAGCAUGGAGUAUUAUAUGCAGAAGACAUAUUAUAAGACUGCAUCACUGAUUUCAAAUAGUUGUAAAGCUAUUGCCCUUCUGGCUGGCCAAACUGCAGAAGUUUCUGUGAUGGCAUUUGAGUACGGAAAAAAUCUGGGACUGGCUUUUCAAUUAAUAGAUGAUGUUCUGGAUUUCACUGGCACCUCAGCUACUCUUGGGAAGGGAUCAUUAUCUGAUAUUCGUCAUGGAAUUGUAACUGCUCCAAUAUUGUUUGCAAUGGAGGAAUACCCUCAGCUGCGUGACGUUGUUGAUCAGGGAUUUGAUGACCCUAGGAACGUGGAUCUUGCACUGGAGUACCUUGGCAAGAGUCGUGGCAUACAACGAACGAGAGAGCUGGCAACAAAGCACGCCAACCUGGCAUCAGAUGCUAUCGAUUCUCUCCCAGAGAGCGAUGACGAAGAUGUUCAAAGGUCAAGACGUGCACUAGUAGAACUGACUCAAAGAGUCAUCACGAGAACGAAAUAGACAGGAAAAAUCAGGUUCAGGCACGACGCUUUUUAUUACUGUAUUGCGGAUUUUGUUUUGUUUCUCCUUUAGUGUUGCUGUAAUACAGGGGGGAAUUUUUUUUCCCUAAAUCAUUUGAUCAUUGUUUCUAACUGUUUCAAUUUUGGCAUACAAUAAUUAUUUUGAUGAAGAAAAUGCCCUGUGCUGUAAUGCCAACUUCAUGUAAAUCAUUACCAGAACUUCUAUAAGAAUUCACUAGAUGUUGCCCAGGAAAA